Molecule: messenger RNA, 957 nt
Organism: Colletes gigas
Lineage: Eukaryota; Metazoa; Arthropoda; Insecta; Hymenoptera; Colletidae
Product: chymotrypsin-like elastase family member 2A
Exons: 5
Coding region: 1-957 (318 amino acids)
Biological process (GO): proteolysis
Molecular function (GO): serine-type endopeptidase activity
Source: RefSeq, a predicted model, not a curated record
AUGAAUCUUCGCGGUGGACUAGCGAUACUUCUUUUCGUUCUUGCGGAGAUCGACUGCGCGACAUUGAAGCACGUGCGAGAGAAUCAUUCGAAAUGCGGAUGUCCAGCAGCAACACACAGGCAACCGCGUGGGAUUUUGGCGGAAGGAAGCGGGAGGAAUUCGUCGUCGGUUGGAAGGAAGACUAUUACAUUGACGACCGGGCGAAUAUUCAACGGUAAACCGAGCAAACGAGGUUCCUGGCCAUGGCAGGUCUCCCUUCAAUUGUUGCAUCCAAAAUUGGGGUUCAUCGGCCAUUGGUGCGGCGGUGUUCUCAUUGAGCCUACUUGGGUCGUUACUGCCGCCCAUUGCAUUCAUAAUGACCUUUUUAAUUUGCCAAUUGGUGCAUUAUGGACGGCAGUUGUAGGAGAAUGGGAAUUGGACUCCGGUGGGCGUGGCUCGGCUAGGCUACCAGUUGAACGAGUCGUCAUUCACGAGAGAUUCAAUAAUUACGUGCACGACAUUGCUCUGAUGAAGUUGGCCAGGCCAGCCCCUUUGUCGAAGGUAGUGCGAACGAUAUGUCUUCCGGAACCAGGGGAAGAACUAGCGAGUGGUCUGUGCAUCGCUUCCGGCUGGGGUCGUUACGGUCCCACUCAAUCACUUUCCACCGCGUUGUUGGAAGCAACUGUGCCAUUGCUCGAUUUAGAAAGAUGCACGCAAGCGUAUGGGAAAUCGGUACCGAUCCGAAGCGGCCAUCUUUGCGCGGGCCACACCGAUGGCUCUUCCGGAAGUUGCGUCGGUGAUUCCGGAGGACCGCUACAGUGUCGACGCGCGGAUGGAGUUUGGCAGUUGGCGGGUGUGACUUCGUUUGGAUCGGGAUGCGCCAGACCUGGAUAUCCCGACGUCUACACCAAGAUACAACAUUACGUCGGAUGGAUAAGAAACGUUAUGAACAAUGACGAGGACGCGCAGUAUUUAUAG